UUCAUCUUCUUGCUGACACCUGAACGUUGGAGAAGAGAGAUAUCAACGAUGCGUGAAUGUAUUUCCAUACAUGUGGGCCAGGCUGGGGCUCAGAUUGGCAAUGCAUGCUGGGAGCUUUACUGCCUGGAACAUGGUAUCCAGCCGGAUGGACAAAAGCCUUCUGAUAAGACAUUUGUGAGUAAAGAUGACUCCUUUAACACCUUUUUCAGUGAAACCGGAGCUGGAAAACAUGUCCCAAGGGCCAUCUUUGUAGACCUGGAGCCCACCGUCAUUGAUGAGGUACGUACAGGUACCUACCGUCAGCUCUUCCACCCAGAGCAGUUGAUCACAGGGAAAGAAGAUGCUGCCAACAACUACGCCCGUGGUCACUACACCAUUGGGAAGGAGAUCAUUGAUCUGGUUCUGGACAGGACUCGCAAGCUGGCUGAUCAGUGCACCGGUUUGCAAGGCUUCCUCAUCUUCCAUUCCUUUGGUGGAGGCACUGGAUCUGGUUUUACUUCACUCCUCAUGGAAAGGCUGUCUGUUGAUUAUGGUAAAAAGUCCAAGCUUGAGUUUGCGAUCUACCCAGCACCCCAGGUUUCAACAGCAGUCGUAGAGCCUUACAACUCCAUUCUCACCACUCACACCACCCUGGAGCACUCCGACUGUGCCUUCAUGGUUGACAACGAAGCCAUCUAUGACAUCUGUCGCAGGAACCUCGAUAUUGAAAGGCCAUCCUACACUAACCUGAACAGGCUCAUUGGCCAGAUAGUGUCGUCUAUCACAGCCUCUCUUCGCUUUGACGGAGCCCUGAACGUUGACCUGACAGAGUUCCAGACCAACUUGGUGCCCUACCCUCGUAUCCACUUCCCUCUGGCGACAUAUGCCCCGGUCAUCUCCGCUGAGAAGGCCUACCAUGAGCAACUCUCUGUGGCAGACAUCACCAACACCUGUUUUGAGCCAGCCAAUCAGAUGGUGAAGUGUGACCCUCGUCAUGGUAAAUACAUGGCCUGCUGUCUGCUGUACCGUGGUGAUGUGGUGCCCAAAGACGUCAACUCCGCUAUCGCCGCCAUCAAGACUAAACGCACCAUCCAGUUUGUGGACUGGUGUCCCACGGGCUUCAAGGUGGGCAUCAACUACCAGCCUCCAACAGUGGUUCCUGGAGGAGAUCUGGCCAAAGUGCAGAGAGCGGUGUGCAUGCUGAGCAACACCACAGCCAUCGCUGAGGCCUGGGCUCGUUUGGACCACAAGUUUGACCUGAUGUAUGCCAAGAGGGCCUUUGUGCAUUGGUAUGUGGGAGAGGGAAUGGAGGAGGGAGAGUUCUCUGAGGCCAGGGAAGAUAUGGCCGCCCUGGAGAAGGAUUAUGAAGAGGUGGGUGCAGACUACAUGGGGGAUGAGGAUGAAGGAGAGGAAUAUUGACCCAAAGAGCCAAAGAAAAGUUGACAAUUGUCGCAAGUAAACACGAGUAGUACAGUAGAUUUUAGCACACAUUAGGUGGUUUAGUUUAGUUGUUUUUUUUAGUUCAGACAAGAAGUCCUGCCUAUGAUCGUGUAUUAAAAUAGUGGAGAUUUCUUAGUUUGAACUUCCAGAGAGAUUUUCCUGCGUCCAGUGUCAGACUCUCUUUUGUGCACCUCCCCCACUAGCCCCACAUGUGGAAUGUAAGUUAUGAAAGGGCUCCAAUGUCUGUUUCUAUGUACUAUUCAGCUGUGACUCUGUGAGAGCGUUAGAGCCAGAUAACCAUCCACCAACGCCCACUCCAAUGAAUCCUUCUCAUCUUAUUUUGCAGUGCAACUCUACCAUAACACAAAGGAACAUCUAGAAAGAGAGCUAGAUAUAUUCUUACAUCAAUGUUUGUCAACCUUUUUAGUUUACACCAUUUUUUCAUCUCAUGUUUGUUUUCACUGAAACAGGAUGUGCACAUUGUACAGAUUCUCCUUGUUAAUACAACACCGGUAAAAGAUAAUAAAGAUGAUACCACAAUGUGCCCCCUCCCUCCUGUAAUAUGCAAAUGCCCUUGAGCGUGGACUCUGGUUUGGAGCUGAGCCACAGGCGCUCCAGCUGUGAAGUGUGUGAUCUCCGUCUACAAAAGGGUCAAACUCGGCAGGUAGCACACGUUGAAGAGGUGGUUUCCUCAGCAUGAGUCAUGGUCUUAGUUGAAAUUGUUUGAUGUAUU
This is a messenger RNA of Entelurus aequoreus (snake pipefish), 2152 nucleotides long. RefSeq names its product tubulin alpha chain. Gene Ontology annotation, biological process: microtubule cytoskeleton organization; mitotic cell cycle. Gene Ontology annotation, molecular function: structural constituent of cytoskeleton; GTP binding. The record is from RefSeq and is a predicted model, not a curated record. Gene Ontology annotation, cellular component: cytoplasm; microtubule. The transcript is spliced from 4 exons. NCBI's taxonomy places the organism in Eukaryota, Metazoa, Chordata, Actinopteri, Syngnathiformes, Syngnathidae. Bases 49 to 1398 code for a protein of 449 amino acids.